AUGUCAAGUCCCACAAACGACAACAACCCGAGCAAGCCCGAGCAGAGCCAGAAUGGCGAUCUACUCACGGAGAUGGCGAAAUUCAUGUGCAAGGACAGUGACAACCAUGUGCUAAGGCGAUUCGACAAGCUCAAUCUCUACAACCUCCUAUCACUUCAAGACCGGCUCAUCCCUCUCGCCACUGAGAUGUCGUCGUAUGAGGGAAAGGACCAUAUGAAGAUGUACGGCUUUUACCUAGAUAAAGCACUUCUGGACUAUGCGGAAAUGGAGAAGCUUCGUCGCACCCCACGUUACGUCAAGCAGCAAUUGAAAAGAGGAGUGGAGGGCUUCAGAGCACUCGGGUUUCUAUUCGACGGUGGAGACGGCUGGGACGAACUGUCCUCAUUCCGAACCAAAGAAAAGGGUGCCAUCCACAACUUCAUCGACUAUCAUACUCCGAUACCCAAGUUGAUCUCCAAGGUACCCCCCCAAAACCAAUCCUCCGAUUAG
Messenger RNA from Rhinocladiella mackenziei CBS 650.93, 489 nucleotides. RefSeq lists its product as uncharacterized. The record is from RefSeq and is a predicted model, not a curated record. The transcript is spliced from 2 exons. Bases 1 to 489 code for a protein of 162 amino acids. NCBI's taxonomy places the organism in Eukaryota, Fungi, Ascomycota, Eurotiomycetes, Chaetothyriales, Herpotrichiellaceae.